Messenger RNA from Papilio xuthus (Asian swallowtail), 2885 nucleotides. RefSeq names its product Bromodomain containing 8. The record is from RefSeq and is a predicted model, not a curated record. Gene Ontology annotation, cellular component: NuA4 histone acetyltransferase complex. The transcript has 18 exons. Bases 70 to 2454 code for a protein of 794 amino acids. Gene Ontology annotation, molecular function: protein binding. NCBI's taxonomy places the organism in Eukaryota, Metazoa, Arthropoda, Insecta, Lepidoptera, Papilionidae.
GUCAAUGACAAUUGAAAUUGUUUACAAAAGCCACAAAAACGAAAUAUUUGUUAUUUCCUAAACAUAAUUAUGAGUUCUUUACAAGAAAGGUUGCAAUUAAAGCGCGUACCAUUAGACACUUGGAAUACACGAGAACAAUUAUGUCUAGCAUCAGCCGUUGUUAGGAGUGGCGAUCAAAACUGGAUGUCUGUUUCACGCGCAUUAAAGACUGUAGGCGAGCCGAACCGACCUCCCGAUUGGUAUUCUCAGAAAAGUUGCGCAGCACAGUAUGGAGCCUUACUUGAGCAUGUUGAGACUCCAAAGCGCAAGAAGCGGAGCUCGGAGGGUGCGGUGGAGACCCCACAGGAAAGCAUCCUGAAGCGACUCACACAGGAACGUAUUGCAGAAAUACAUAAAGUGAUAGCAGAACUUACACAACAAUACGAACAAACGCAGAAAGAGAUAACAGAGCUAUCAGAUCCAACAACAUCGGAUGAACGAGUACAUGAACUAUGGAAUGCAACGGAAGCAGAGAAGCGUGCGAGAGAGAGAGAUAAUGCAAGACGGCUUGCAUUAUUAAAAGAAAGAGAGGAAAGACGUAACCGUGCUGAAAGAGCAUGGAGACCAGGACAACAAUCACCAGGAUCAGGUUCCCCCGUUCAACCUUCAUCACCGUUAUUAACGUCGUUGCUCAAAUCAUCACCUGUGGUGACGAUUCCACAGCAUAUGUCACAUCCAGCUAAUACUGUUGAUACAAUGUCUCCGUCUGCGGGUGCUCCGACAUUAUCAAUGUUAUUAGAAAAGCCUCAAGGCGGAUCCAGUCCUCAAGAAAGUAAGCACGCAGCAAUCGAACAUAUUAAAAGUCAGCUGGUACAAAUUGAACAACAAUUAAAAGCAGGUACAUCCACCCCGUCACCAGAUCUAACUCCUCCAGUCCCAGCUGUGGACUUAGAUGACAUAGAAAUUAAAGCUGAAGAUGUGUAUGCCUUCAGAGACAUAGACAUUCACAUUCCUCCUGUCGCGUCUAUGCAUAAAACUGCAGCUAGAAUAGAAAAGCCUGUAUAUAAAAAGGAAGAGGAAAAAACUACAGAAAUAAGUAAUUUAGAAACCACACAAGAAGUAGAAAUUAAGGAAGAACCAAUGGUCGUGGAUACGGUGGAAAAAGAAAAUGUGGAGCAAGAGGAAACGCAAGAAGAAGAAGUAAUAGAAGAGAAUCAAACAGAAGUAGCAGAUGAAGAAGUGAAAAUAGCAUUCCCAGAAGUGAAGUUUCCGACACCGGAGAUAAAAGUCAUUGAACCUGAAGAUAAUGCGAUAAAAGAAGAAAUACAAGAACCAGAAACAGAAGAAACGGAGACGGAACCAGUGAAAGAGAUUGAAGAGGAGAAGACUUUAGAGGUGGAAGAAGUUCAAAUAGAAGAAGUACCCACACAAGAAGUAGAAGAAAGCAUUGAAACUCCGUCAGAAGCUGUAGUGGAAGAGAAAGUAGAUGAAGUCCAAGAGGAGACAAUGUUAGAAGCAAAAGAAGAAGUAGAAGAACAAGUGGAAGAAAUAAAAGCUGAAGAAAUACCAUUGCCUCCUGAAAAAGAGACAAUAGAAGAAAUUGUACCAGAAACCACAGUGAAAGAAGAAAUAAUCGAAACUCCACAAGAAACUAUACAAGAGAAUGUACCAGAAGAUAACGAAGUAACCCAACCUGUAGAGAACGAAGCAGAAGUAAGCAAAGAAGAGAAGAUAGAAGAUGUUAAAAUAGAGGAAGAUGCAGAAGACUCAAUACCUUUGAAAGAUAUGAUAAAAGAGGAAUUAAUAGAAGAGAAGACAGAAGAAUUAAAUCGUCCUCUAGAUACAGAAGACACUCAUACAGAGACAGAUGACGAUACACCAAUGGAGUUAAGCCGAGAAGAAGAAAAAGAUGGCAAGAAAAAACGCGAUUAUUCAAGAAAGAAGAAAUCUGAAUCAAGAACAUGUUCUGGUUCAGAAAGUGCAGCGGAGGCGAGCGCGCCAGAAUCACCCAGCGCAAGUGACGCCGAGAAACAGCAUCGAUUGUGGAAGAAGAGUGUCAUGCUGGUUUAUAGCAGAUUAUGUGCACAUAAGUACGCGUCACUGUUCCUCCGUCCAAUAUCUGAUGAAGAGGCACCUGGAUACAGCGUGGUGGUGAAGAGACCAAUGGAUCUUACUACUAUUAGGAGAAAUAUUGACUCUGGAUUGAUACGUACAACAGCGGAGUUCCAACGCGACGUGUUACUGAUGUUGUCCAACGCUCUGAUGUACAACAGCAGUGAGCAUAGUGUACACAACAUGGCCAUGCAGAUGCAUGAGGAGGCUCAGUGUCAACUGGGCAUGUUGUUGGCUGCGCAGGCGCACGCGGGGCUGGUGGCCGCCCCCCCGCGCCGCAAGCGCCGCGCCCCCCUCCCCGCCAGGCAGCCGCGCACACCCAACUCUUCUGAUUCACCUCACGGCGCUAAGCGACAACACUGAAUACACUAAUCAUCUAUUUAUCUAUGGUUUCUGAGACCAAAUAAUGAUUUAUACGUGGAAUUUGGUCUCAAAAACCAUUUAUUCCACAAAUUUAGCAAACUUUGACCACACUAGCGACUUCUCUGACGUCAUCAGCGGACUGUGACCACACUAGCGACUUCUCUGACGUCAUCAGCGGACUGUGACCACACUAGCGACUUCUCUGACGUCAUCAGCGGACUGUGACCACACUAGCGAUUUCUCUGACGUCAUCAGCGGACUGUGACCACACUAGCGAUUUCUCUGACGUCAUCAGCGGACUGUGACCACACUAGCGAUUUCUCUGACGUCAUCAGCGGACUGUGACCAUCUUCUAUAUCUUUACGCGCCAUUUUAUUAAUUUGACAUGAAACAUUAUUAUUUUGUGUUGCAAGUACAAAAAAUAAUUUCAC